Messenger RNA from Lotus japonicus, 867 nucleotides. RefSeq lists its product as uncharacterized. The transcript has a single exon. The record is from RefSeq and is a predicted model, not a curated record. The coding region runs from base 103 to 540 and encodes 145 amino acids. NCBI's taxonomy places the organism in Eukaryota, Viridiplantae, Streptophyta, Magnoliopsida, Fabales, Fabaceae.
CCAUUUCCAUCAACAAACCAAUCAAACACAUCAAACAUUGAAAUUUUCCUAACAAAAAACAGAACACAUCCUAUUUAUUUUCAAAUCCAUUGAUCAAACAAUAUGCAAUCAAUUUCCUUGAUCAAAUCCUCACCAAUUCCAUUUCUAUCCAACAAGCCUGCAGCAGUUUCUUCUAAUGGCAGGAAAUCCAGCUAUGUCAUGGCUUCUUCUAGAAGAGAAGCAGAGAAUUUUGGUGGGAGGUUGGUGGAUGAGAGCAUGAUCAUCCUGAGGAAGAGGAUCCAUGAGAUGAGCAUGAUUGAGAAGAACUAUGAGGCUCCUUCAGAUUGGAUGGACUGGGAGAAACGUUAUUACACAAGCUAUGACUCCUUUAUAUGUGAAGCAAUGGGAGUUUUGCAAACUCAAUUGAUGAAUACAAGGCCUAGUGUUGCUCUUGGAGCAAUUGCUUUGAUUGCAUUGAGUGUUCCUACUUCUUCUGCUGUGGUUCUGCAUCAUCUUGUGGAGUUGGCCAAUAAUGUUUUGGCUGGGAUUCAUCUUAAUUAGCCAACCUAUUUUUUCUCAGAAUCAAUUCUGAUACUCGGAGCUAGUCAGAGAAGCUUCUUAGCAUAAUUGAUUUUGACCAUAAAAUCGACAGUAGAAGAAUUUCCAAACAUGUAUUGAAUUAGUGGUUUGGUAUUUGGAUAAACCAUUUAAUUCAUUUAGAUAAUAUGUACAAGAGAGGGAAGCAACACCUUUUAGAUGUAUUUGCCCAGAAUGCUAUUGUUUAUUUAUUUAUUUCUGGUGUAUAUAGUGUAUACUACACGCCUCAUAUGUAGUUAUAUAUUAUUGAUUUGAUUACUUCCCUUUAAUAUCAUUUGCUCUUACUUGAAA